CAGUGGCGCCACGUAUAUGCGAACGUAGCGAUUGCUUUCGAAGGUGACGUGUUGCUGUGUAUAGUUCUACGUAAAGUUUUACUUGCUGUUUCUUUUGCUGUGCUAUUAACAGCACUGCAAUUCGAUAAACAUGUUAAAGCACGGAAGUAUAUUUAUUAUUUUUCUGUGCAUCCUCGAAUAUGGGACUGGUCUUUACUUUCACAUUGCUGAGACCGAACGAAAGUGUUUCAUCGAAGAGAUUCCAGAUGAAACGACAGUUGUAGUGAAUUAUAAAGUGGAAUUAUAUGAUCCACGAACCGGUGGAUUUGCACCGAGCAGCCCUGCAAUGGGAAUGCACGUGGAAGUUCGUGAUCCUGACGAUAAAAUGAUACUUUCUAGAGUAUAUAGUUCAGAAGGAAGAAUUUCUUUCACUUCUCACACACCUGGAGAACAUAUUAUUUGCUUAUAUUCUAACAGUAGCUCCUGGUUCAGUGGUACUCAAUUGAGGGUGCAUUUAGAUAUCCAAGUGGGUGAACAUGCUAUUGACUAUGCUAAUACAGCUCAAAAGGAAAAAUUUACUGAACUACAACUGAAGAUACGUCAACUUCUUGAUCAAGUAGAACAAAUAACGAAAGAGCAAAAUUAUCAAAGGUAUCGAGAAGAACGCUUUAGACAAACAUCUGAAAGCACACAUCGUCGCGUAUUCUGGUGGUCUCUUGCUCAGUCUGUAGUUUUAGUAAUCAUGGGUGCAUGGCAGAUGAAACAUUUGAAGAGCUUCUUUGAGUAUAAGAAAUUAGUAUAAGAACAGAACCAAUUAUUCUUAAAAUAUUAGUCAUUUUAUAAAUAUCAGUUCCCUCAUUAUGUCAAACCUACAUUAUAAUUUAUUAAAGAACACAAAUUGGAAUAUGAACACUGGAAUGACCCUUUUUCAAAAGAUUUGUACUUUCCAUAUGUACAUUCACAUAUGCGCAGUGAUCGGUGUAUUUAAUAAUGAUUAAAAUUUAAAUGUAAUAAAAAUAUUAUAUGAAGUGAA
Molecule: messenger RNA, 1012 nt
Organism: Osmia lignaria (orchard mason bee)
Lineage: Eukaryota; Metazoa; Arthropoda; Insecta; Hymenoptera; Megachilidae
Gene: eca
Product: transmembrane p24 trafficking protein eclair
Source: RefSeq, a predicted model, not a curated record